AUGCGCGCGGGAAGGAGAAGAAGGAAAAGGUCCGCUCCCGCUCGAUUCUUGCCUUCCAGGUCGCAGAUAGCCGCUCGGCCACUCCCGCUCGUCCUCUCCUCCUGCGACGGCGCGCCGGAGGGAAGCUCCACCCGCCGGUCGCCCUGCUCCCCGCGACCCCGCCUGGAGGCUUGUCCCGGCCGGCCUCCUCUGCCCCGCCUGGAACCUGCUGCCCUGCCUGGAAGCUGCCGCCGGUCUCCUCACCCAGCCGACAGCCUCAUCCCUAAGCGGCGCAGCGCAGCACCAAGGAUGUCUACAACAGAGGGUGCACUAGGUGAGGGAGAAAAUAGUGAGUCAGCGAAUCUCCUGAAAUGGAAUUCGGAUGAUGUUGGAUGGGAGUAUGGUGUUCUUGUUGAUCCUAACAACAAGGACAAGGUGAAGUGCAAGCUUUUGCAGGCCAUGGAGGCUAAACAGAAGUGCAAGAAAGCACUAGAUGAGGCAAAAAGAAAGAGGGAGGAGAAGACUAUUCGUGAGCUAGAACUUAGAGAGGAAGUUAGUGUAUCUAGGGUUGGAGAGUCAGAUGAAGUUACAUGUGUUGGAAGUUCAGAGCCCCACAAAUUAGGACCCAUUGACAAAUGGACACGUGCCAUUGAUCCUAAAGCUACCAAGUCUGAUUCUUUGAAGCAACAACAGCUGAACAAGGAACUUUGGAAAGAAAGAACCAAUGAGGUGCAUAAGUACAUUGCAAGAUGGGCCUAUACAUGUCAAGUCAUGUCAUGGACGGACGCAUAUAUGCUGACACGCCAUGACACGCCGCCAUGA
Miscanthus lutarioriparius is the source of this 801-nucleotide messenger RNA. The record is from the annotation of a GenBank genome assembly. NCBI's taxonomy places the organism in Eukaryota, Viridiplantae, Streptophyta, Magnoliopsida, Poales, Poaceae.